This is a messenger RNA of Nematostella vectensis (starlet sea anemone), 1424 nucleotides long. RefSeq names its product NADH dehydrogenase [ubiquinone] 1 alpha subcomplex assembly factor 3. The transcript is spliced from 5 exons. The record is from RefSeq and is a predicted model, not a curated record. Gene Ontology annotation, biological process: mitochondrial respiratory chain complex I assembly. Bases 45 to 551 code for a protein of 168 amino acids. Gene Ontology annotation, cellular component: mitochondrial inner membrane. Lineage: Eukaryota; Metazoa; Cnidaria; Anthozoa; Actiniaria; Edwardsiidae.
GUGUAUAGCAUUAUGGGAACCCUGUGUGUAAUAUUCAAAACAAAAUGGCGGCCGUGUGUGCCCGAAGGUUGCUGUUCACAAAUACGAGAUCUCUACCGCUAGUUUACAGAAGGUUUUCUAACAUUGAAAAAGAAUCUCCCCAAACCACCGUCAAAUUUGUGACGGAUAAUGAUGAAGGAGGAAAGGAGAUACCGCCAUACGUCACUAAGUACAGCACCCAAGGGUUCCGGGUGAAAAACGUGAAAGUGUUUGGCUCGGUGGCAAUUAUUCCAGACAACUUCUUUCACUGGAAAGUGCAGAGACCAGAGGAGAUCUCCCCUGAGAGCCUUUCUCUCUUCACCCUCACAGAUCCCCCCACAGAAAUUGUUGUAGUUGGAACAGGGGAAAAGAUUGUAAGGCUUUCUCCCAAGGUCUAUAAAUACAUGAAGGAGAACAGAAUACUCCUUGAAGUACAAGAUACAAAAAAUGCAGCAGCAACAUUCAACUUCAUGCUCGAGGAGGGGCGACUGGUCGGCGCUGCACUUAUACCCCCCCUUACAAUCAAGGAUUAAAUCAAACCAGGGUGUGCCGAUGGGAGAGUCAUGGGACCACACAGUCUCAUGUUUGCAUCAGUAGACGCCAAGCCAGGGAGAGUAGGGAUGUUGUCUUUAUUUGCAGAGAGAAGAAAGAACUGCUUAGACGUUGUCUUUAUUUGCAGAGAGAAGGAAGAACUGCUUAGACAAAGACCAUAUACAAAAAAUAUGUAAAAUCUGAGUAUUUUUUUUAAAAGAGGAAGUCUGUAUAUGGCCGACAGGUGGGGGUCACCUUAUAAGUGUUGAUUUUUGUGCUUAUCUGCUCACUGAGGUAAGCCAAGAUGCUGAUUGGUCAGCUAUAAAUAGGGAAAACCCCCAAAAUCAACCAGUUCUCAAGAGGGAGCCCUAAUGUUGUUUGUUUAUUUGUUGUUGUUUAAGAUCUUUGUUUAUUUGUUGUUGUUUAAGAUCUUUGUUUAUUUGUUGUUGUUUGAGAUCUUUGUUUAUUUGUUGUUGUUUAAGAUCUUUGUUUAUUUGUUGUUGUUUAAGAUCUUUGUGUAUUUGUUGUUGUUUAAGAUCUUUGUUUAUUGUUGUUUAAGAUCUUUGUUUAUUUGUUGUUGUUUAAGAUCGGGUAAGCUUGAGCCCUAGGGGGGGAUGGCUAUGAAAAAGGUCGUUUUUCUUUUAUUCGAUUUUAAAUCUAUAAAAUAAUUCGAGUUAAAAUCCAAACCUUUGUUUGGAAACAGACGAUAACCCUCCCCCUCCCCCCCCCCCCGUAAGUGUACAAUUUUAACAAGGUAACAGAAGGCAGAGAAGAGAGGAAAAACCUUGACAACGUUAAAAAAAGUUUAAAGAAAAACAAAACAGAAAAUAUAAACCACAAACUGUAAAAAGAGAAUACAUUUCUUUAUCAUUCGA